This is a messenger RNA of Dracunculus medinensis (Guinea worm), 474 nucleotides long. The record is from the annotation of a GenBank genome assembly. Lineage: Eukaryota; Metazoa; Nematoda; Chromadorea; Rhabditida; Dracunculidae.
AUGAGGAAUAUUUCCAACUUUUCAGGAGUACUUAGUGGUCCUUGCAAUCCUAAAUGGCGCUAUUCUCCUCACUCUAGGAAAUGUUACCGUUAUUUUGACUUAGAUUUUCCAUGGCCAGCUGCUGAAGUAAACUGCUUUCUGCUUGGAGGGCAUCAUUUGUCGAUUCAUUCGAAAGCUGAAAAUAAAUUUGCGCGUGAUUCAUCGACUGAUUUGUUGAUUGAAGAGAUGGCUCGUGGCGCGAAGGAACUGUGGCUAGGCAGUGCUCAGUUUGGUGAUUCAGUUGAAUAUGAAUGGACAGAUCGUUCCAAAUAUGAUUAUGAGAAUUGGCCGAAAGGCAUACGGCCACAAAGAAAUACAGUCAGAAAAUGUACAAAAAUGAAUGUGCAAACAGGAGAGUGGUUUCAGAGUUGUUGUAAAAUCGCUGCGCCAUAUAUUUGUCAGAAAGAACCAAAUCUUGAUUCAUUUAGAUUGUAG